ACCCAACAACAGUUGCGCAAUCCACCAUCUCUCGCUGUAGUCUAGUCCCUGUCUGACAUCACGAUGAAGUUGAUUACUGCUUCCAUUCUCGCCCUCGUCGGCCUCGUUGCCGCUCAGUCGACGGGUGACCUGCCCAAGUGCGCCCAACCAUGCGUCAUCGAGGCCACGACCGGUGGUAACAUUGCAGGCUGCGGCCAGUUCGACAACAAGUGCAUUUGCAGCAACAAGAGCUUCCUCGACGACAUGGCAUGCUGCCUUGCCGCCGGCUGCACGCAGCAGGAGCAACAGGCUGCUGUUAACUAUGCCAAACGCCUCUGCAGAGGUUCCGGCGUCACCGAUUUGCCCGACUCGGUCGUCUGCAAAACAACGGCGUCCGAGACCUCGACAACGGCUUCGGGCACCGCCGCUGCCACCACAGCAGCUUCGCAGACGGCAUCGACAACCGGCUCGGCCGCAAAUGCGCAGAACACUGCCUCAACCUCUACCCCCAACGCAGGGCCCUUGGCGACCAUGAUGCCUGUCGGCGUGCUGGGAGGCCUCAUCGCCGCAGCUGCCAUGCUGUAGGUUCAAAGACGUCGACACGAGUGGCAGGACGCAGGAUGCAGGGCACCAAGAGUGAUGCCACGGACGGGGUGCAGCAGCCCUCGUUCCUGGGAUCCAUGAGCAAGCAUGGCUGCCUGUGGUGCAGCGUUGGGAAAGCUUGGUUCCGCAAGCCAGGGACAAUAAUAGUCAUAGUCGUAUGUGAGAAAUGACACUGGUCUACUCACCCGCACACCUGCCACGCGGUAAAGAAUACUUCGGCCCUUGGAGUGAAGCAACGGAGACUUUUCUCUCCCUCUCGAACAUCGUACGUAUGCAUGCACGUCGCUCUUGGUCAUCAUCUGGGCGUGGGUCAUGUCCGCCCCGUUCUCCGAGGCUCCAUACCAGAUGGGUAGGGAUGAAACGCUGCAGACUCUUUUAAACGGUACGCACCACAUACGGCAACGCACUGUCGUCGCUGGAUCACCGACGGCUGGCUAUGUGCUGGGUUUGCGCUCCUUGAUUUCUGUGACUCAGGAACGUCGUACUAAUCAACCGCAGUCGUGCCACGUGGUAGCAACAAACGUACCAUGAUGAUAUGUUCACCAAGUCCUGUUUGAUGGACCUCGUGGGUCAGCUUCUACGGGAUAAGUCGAAAUCUCGUUCACGAUAGGAGCCAAGGCUCUGCAUUGAUGCUCGUGUGCGGUGACAUCUUUCAUCCCAACUUGGACUCUCGUUGGUGGCCUGAUGUUUUGGGACGCUUUGACCCAGAAUUUCGGACAGCAGCAGAGUGACCAGCGAGAUGAGUGCCGGGUCGCCCGGUAGCGGGGUCCGAGACCUGGUAGUAGUGGCGAUGAGCUGUCCGAGGGCUCGGCUAGAUAAUAGGAAAGAAAGUCUAGGCGGCUAG
This is a messenger RNA of Verticillium dahliae VdLs.17, 1426 nucleotides long. RefSeq lists its product as uncharacterized. Lineage: Eukaryota; Fungi; Ascomycota; Sordariomycetes; Glomerellales; Plectosphaerellaceae. The transcript is spliced from 2 exons. The record is from RefSeq and is a predicted model, not a curated record. Bases 64 to 564 code for a protein of 166 amino acids.